Blastocystis hominis is the source of this 507-nucleotide messenger RNA. RefSeq lists its product as hypothetical. Lineage: Eukaryota; Bigyra; Opalinata; Blastocystidae. The record is from RefSeq and is a predicted model, not a curated record. Gene Ontology annotation, biological process: cytoplasmic translation. Gene Ontology annotation, molecular function: mRNA binding; structural constituent of ribosome. The transcript is spliced from 4 exons. The coding region runs from base 58 to 465 and encodes 135 amino acids. Gene Ontology annotation, cellular component: cytosolic large ribosomal subunit.
UUCUUUAAUAUAUAAUUAGAGAUGGUCGUGAAGUAGGUAUCGUUUCCUAAGUGAUAUAUGAUUUGGAGUGGAGUUGGUUGGGAAAAUCUAACUUCUCGUAGAACACUUACCUGCUCUUUCUCUGAGUACAAAAUUUACCCCGGACACGGAGGUAUGUACAUUCGCAAGGAUGGACAGCCCGUUCACUUCCUUAAUCACAAGUGCUGCUCUCUUGGAUCUCAGAAGAAGAAGCCCGCUCGUAUUCGAUGGACUACUGCUUGGAGACGCAAUAACAAGAAGGCAGAGGCGACAGAGAAGAGCAAGCGCCGUAGCCGCAAGUCUUUCAAGGUUCAGAAGGCCAUUGCUGGAAUGUCUGUGAGUGAUAUCCAGAAGAAGAGAGACCAGAAGACCGAGAUUAGAAACAAGUCUCGCGAGGCUAUUCUUGCUGAGAUUAAGAACCGCAAGGCGAAGAAGGCUAAUAAGUAAACAUCAGGAUGCAUUACUAAGUUGUAUUAAAGAUGUCUGCUU